Molecule: messenger RNA, 756 nt
Organism: Lepisosteus oculatus (spotted gar)
Lineage: Eukaryota; Metazoa; Chordata; Actinopteri; Semionotiformes; Lepisosteidae
Product: persephin
Molecular function (GO): glial cell-derived neurotrophic factor receptor binding; receptor tyrosine kinase binding; growth factor activity
Source: RefSeq, a predicted model, not a curated record
UCUCACCUUCUCCGUUCCCAGGUUUCCGGGAGAGACAGAGCGUGCAGGAGCCGCGGGGAUGCGGGCCGCACUGGAGCUGGCUGUGCUGCUGUACUGCCUGUGGCCUGGAGAGGGCGGAGGACAGGGGCAGCUCCACUCACCGAGGGAGCUGCAGGGUGAGGCUGUGACCCAGGAGAGGACUCUGCAGGAGGAAGGUCAGAGGCCGGGGCCCUUGGGAGCUCGUGCAGAGAGGGAGGGGGCCCCCAGGCUGGUUCGGUCCCGGUCCCGUUCCCGCAGGGGGGACGACUCUCUGUGCGGUCUGCGCUCCCUCCUGCUGCGGGUUCGGGAGCUGGGCCUGGGCUACGACUCGGAGGAGACGGUGCUGUUCAGGUACUGCGGGGGGGGCUGCCCGCGGGAGCGCUCCAACCACGACCUGACGCUGUCUGCCCUGCUGCAGCGCGGCGCCCUGCCCCCGCCACCACCUGGCACCCACAUGCACAGCGCCCCCUGCUGCCGGCCCACGCGCCACGAGGACCUGGCCUUCCUGGACUCCGCGCACCGCUGGCACCGGGUGGAGAAGCUGUCUGCCGCCGCCUGCAGCUGUGUGGGCUGACGGGAGUGGAUCCGUCCUGGGCUCAAGGACUGCUCACAGGGCACACCUGGAGGAGCCAGUGUGCUGCCGCAGAGGCCCAUCAGUCCCCAGUGUUACAACACUGUGCUUUUACCCUGAUCUCACUGGACUUUACUGCUCUAUGCUUUGCUUUUACCCUGAUCUUA